Molecule: messenger RNA, 1128 nt
Organism: Phoenix dactylifera (date palm)
Lineage: Eukaryota; Viridiplantae; Streptophyta; Magnoliopsida; Arecales; Arecaceae
Product: prefoldin subunit 3-like
Biological process (GO): microtubule-based process; protein folding; tubulin complex assembly
Cellular component (GO): cytoplasm; prefoldin complex
Molecular function (GO): tubulin binding
Source: RefSeq, a predicted model, not a curated record
UGCGCUGCUUACUGAACGGUCUAGAUUUCCCGAUCUCAAUCACUAAAAUCUCCAUGAAUUUCUUUGGCCGUAGCAAGGAGUGGACUCACAGAACCAGCCGUUCAAAAGGUAGCGCCGGUGAUCCUCGCCGGCUUUAUAUCAAAUUAGUCAUCACAAAAAUCUCCACGAGAUAGCGGACUCACACGGUCCCCUGCUUCCAGUUCUCGGAGAAAAAAACCCUCAAAGACCCUGGAGGGAGAGAGCGGGAGCUGAGAGAGAGGCUUCAGAGGUACUCGGCGAGCUCGCCUGAGCUCCUUCGAUCCUUCUUCAUCUCUUUCUCUUCCCUGCUUCUCGUUAAUGGCGGCCUCUACUUCCUCCUCGUCGGUUUCCUCCCCCGGCGUCACGGAGCGGAGGGGCAUCCCGGCAACUUCCUUCGUGGAGGACGUCGAGACCUAUCUCAAGCAAUCCGGCCUCGAUGUCAACUCCUCCCUCUCCUUCCUUCAGGAAAGGCUUCAGCAGUACAAGAUCGUGGAAAUGAAACUUCUAGCACAGCAAAGGGAUCUUCAGGCUAAAAUUCCUGAUAUUGAGAAAUGUUUGGAUAUUGUCGCCACGCUACUAGCUAAGAAGGGUACUGGUGAGGCAUUGAUUGCUGAUUUCGAAGUAUCUGAGGGCAUUUAUUCACGGGCAAGAAUCGAAGAUACUGAUUCGGUGUGUCUUUGGUUGGGAGCAAAUGUGAUGCUAGAGUAUUCUUGUGAAGAGGCAAAGACCCUUCUACAAAAGAACUUAGAAAAUGCUAGGGCCAGUUUAGAAGUCCUUGUUGCUGAUUUACAAUUCUUGAGGGAUCAAGUGACCAUUACUCAGGUUACUACCGCUCGAGUGUAUAACUGGGAUGUUCAUCAGCGAAGGAUCAGACAAGCUGCAAAGGAAACUUAAUUUUCUAGUAGCCCCAUCUUAUUAAACUGGCUCUUGAUUGAUUAUGUUAUUUAGUUGGUUGCUUCUUUCUUCUCACAGUUUUUGAAUCAGGUUCUCUUGUUAGUUUUUAGUUAUGUUGUUGUGAAGUAAUUAUAUCUUCAGAAAAUUUCUACUGAUUGUGUAUGUUGAUAUGAGAUCAAGCGUUUUUGUCAGAUUUAUAUUCGCUGUUUGCUAUCA